Messenger RNA from Mercenaria mercenaria, 2607 nucleotides. RefSeq lists its product as uncharacterized. Lineage: Eukaryota; Metazoa; Mollusca; Bivalvia; Venerida; Veneridae. Bases 280 to 2127 code for a protein of 615 amino acids. The transcript is spliced from 2 exons. The record is from RefSeq and is a predicted model, not a curated record.
UUCUUUCAGGUUCUGCCUGGUUCUUCAAAGGCCAACGAAAAAUCAGAGUCAAUCCAGGACAGAGUGGCCAAGCAGCGGGUGAUUACAGCUGCAUUUCUGAGUGAGCACUGUUUACCAUUUUCUUUGGCCCCAGAUCUCCUCGAGUUUGCUAAGAGGCUGUCUGAAGACAAACCAGCACUAGAAAAAACAACAAUUUCAAAGACAGGUGCGACAUAUAUCAACACCCAUGGAGUAGCAGACAGCUUUAAGCAUGAGCUUAAAGAAAAACUGAAAGGAAGAAUGCUCUCAUUAAAUGUUGAUGAGGCUACUAACAAUAACAAUGAUAAGAUCCUGAAUGUUAUUGCUCAGUAUUACGAUGAAGAAUCGGAGAAAAUAGAAAUUACUCAUCUUGGAUCAAGGAAGCAAAAUUUAGCAACAGCUGCUGAUAUACUUGAUUCGCUGGAGAGUAUCUUGACUGAAUAUGAACUGAAUUGGUUUCAGAUACUGAGUGUACUAAUGGACAAUUGUUCCACAAUGAGAGGUGUUAGGGGUGGUGUGGAGACAUUAGUCAGAGAGAAAAAUCCAAAUUUACUUAAUGUCAGUGGAGAUACUGUUCACAUGGUGAAUAAUGUAUCCAAAGCACUUAUGAAAUCUGUGGACCAGUCUGUGACAGCAUUUGCAUCAGACUUGUUCUACGAUAUAGAAGAGUCGCCAAAAGUGCAAGAGGUAUUUGCUGAAAUUCAGUUAUUGAUGAAUGUGACAACGCCAAAACAUCUUAUACGGCCGAUAUCAAGUCGUUUCCUACAAAUGAUUGAAGUUACAUCUAGGCUUGUGGAAUGCAUAGAUGUAUUGUUAGUCUAUUACUUUGGGUUCUUGUCAGAGGAAGAGAAAACAGGAUACAGAGACAUUAUCAGUCAGAUAUUCAAGAACCAUCAGGUGUCUGAUGAGGCACAGGCAGCCAUUAUUCUGCUCCAGCUGUCACAGGCGAAACAGCAGAAAUCUACAACUAGCAGCGAAAGGAAGGACCGCAUCCUAGACCAUCUGUUCCACAACAGAAGAGAAACCAUCACAAAGCUGAACUUAUGCAGAGGAUUGCUCUGUGAGUUUCAGGGCUUUGUGAAGGUUUUCCAGUCUGAAAGUCCUCUCAUUCACACACUCCAUUCUCGUAUGGUUGAUGUUACCACUCAGUUCGUGGCUAUGUUUAUCAAGCCAGAACACAUUCCUGACAAAGUGACCGCUUUGGUAAAUUUGGAUGUCACGGACAGAAAUCUACACAAGUCAGACAAAGAAUUAGGUGUUGGAAAGUAUGCUUUAGCUGACAUAAACAAGGCUCGCAUUGACAAAAAAUGUAAGCACUGGGUGAGUCAGUUGUACUCAGACCUCCAUCAUGGGUAUAUGAUGGCAGCUCAGAAGAUGCUGAAAACAUUGCCCCUCAACAACAAAAUGUUCAUGAGUCUGUCUGUUCUUGACCCAGCAAUGGCCAGUCAUAGUCAAGCCUCCAUGGCAUUGAAGAACAUAGCCAAACAACUGCCAAACUUGUUCACUGAAGAGGAGAUGGGAGAGCUGUCAGCGGAAGUGAUUAAAUACACUGUGGACUCUGAUGUGAUGGAUUUUGCAGAUGAGUACAGUAAGGAACAAAGAAUAGAUACUGGGUACUGGGUGAAAGUUUUUAAGCUGGAAUCAUUUAAUGAACCCAGGUAUCCAGUGCUGAAGAAGUUGGUGAGUUCUGUGUUGACAAUAUUCAGUGGCCCUCUAAUUGAGUCCACUUUCAAUAUCAUGGAUGACAUUGUAGAAAAGGACAGGACGAAACUGACUGUUAAAAACUAUGAGGCAGUGGCCAUAGUCAAGUCAUCACUGAAAAGAAAAAAUGUGAAAAGCACAACAAUGAAAGUGAGUAGACAUAUGAAAAAGUCCUGCAUCAGUGCAUAUUCCAAAUAUCAGAAGUAUUUGAAAGAAAAGAAAGAGAAUGAGCAGGCAAAGCGUGCGGAAAAACUUAGCACAUCCAUCCAACAACUGAGAAUGGAGAAAGCCAAGAGGGUGUCAAAACUUGUUAAAUUGAAAAACAGGAUUGUUAACAGGAAAAGAAACCAUGAUGUCUCACAAUCUUCAAGUAAAAAGGGGCCAUGGAAAAGAAUAAAACUUAUGUAGAAUGUGACAAUUUUAAUGUAGUGCUCAUGUUAGUGAAAAAACAUAACAUUUACUGACACAUGAUAGUGAUGACAUCACCAUUAUGCAGUUGUAUAUAAGUGUAUUAUUAAUGUGUAUAUUUUGUUAUAAUUCUAGUCUAGAUACGCACAGUCUGGCAAAGUUUUAAUUAUGUACUAGGAUGUUGAAAUUUAUGAGAUUGUUGCUAUUCACAGUUUAGUCAAGAUUCUCUUAGUAUUUUAUUACAUGAAAAAAUAAAAAUGUUUCAAGAAUUUGAAGGUUGUUUCAGUCUGAAUCUUACAAAAACAUGUUGAGGGUAUAUUGUUGAAACAAGUCCUUGACUUAGAAAAGUUACUGUUAACUGAAAAUCAUGCAUUUUGUGCAUUUUAAUUAGUAAAUUUUUGGCACAAAUCUAAGGCUAGAAUAGGGCUGUUCUAAGCAUUCAAAAUCACUAAUUCUCAAGAGCUUCCGGGGGGCUUUGCC